Molecule: messenger RNA, 6042 nt
Organism: Chrysemys picta bellii (western painted turtle)
Lineage: Eukaryota; Metazoa; Chordata; Testudines; Emydidae
Gene: GNB4
Product: G protein subunit beta 4
Biological process (GO): G protein-coupled receptor signaling pathway
Cellular component (GO): cytoplasm; heterotrimeric G-protein complex
Molecular function (GO): protein binding; signaling receptor complex adaptor activity
Source: RefSeq, a predicted model, not a curated record
GGGGGGGCGGAACGGCUGCUGCAGCCCGGGCGGAAUUAGCGGAGGCAGGCGCAGCAGGCGCUGCUGGUUUGUCGGCGCCCAGCUCGGAAGGCGCGGCUCCCCCGUCUCUCGUCUUCCCUCCUCCUUCCCCCCCGCCCGCUGGGCCAUGCGCGGUCCCGCCCGGCGUUAGGAGCGGCCCGGAGCGCGGUUGGCUGGCUGGCAGGCAGGCAGCUCCCUCAGAUUUUCUUUGCCUGCACUGUAACAGUGAGAGAGAAACAGCUUCAAGAGGAUGAGUGAACUGGAACAGUUACGGCAAGAAGCGGAGCAACUGCGGAGUCAAAUCAGAGAUGCCAGAAAAGCAUGUAGUGAUACAACUCUUGCUCAGAUCACCACAAGUCUGGACUCAGUGGGUCGAAUCCAAAUGCGAACAAGACGUACACUGAGAGGUCACUUAGCUAAAAUUUAUGCUAUGCACUGGGGAUCUGAUUCAAGACUACUAGUCAGCGCUUCCCAAGAUGGAAAAUUAAUUAUUUGGGAUAGUUAUACAACAAACAAGAUGCAUGCCAUUCCUUUAAGAUCUUCCUGGGUGAUGACCUGUGCAUAUGCUCCUUCUGGCAACUAUGUCGCUUGUGGUGGAUUGGACAACAUCUGUUCCAUAUAUAAUUUGAAAACCAGAGAGGGCAAUGUGAGAGUGAGCAGAGAGUUACCAGGGCAUACAGGAUACUUGUCCUGCUGUCGUUUUCUAGAUGACAACCAAAUUGUUACAAGUUCAGGGGACACCACCUGUGCUCUUUGGGACAUUGAAACUGGUCAACAGACCACCACCUUCACUGGGCAUACCGGAGAUGUGAUGAGUUUAUCCCUAAGUCCAGACAUGAGGACUUUUGUUUCUGGUGCCUGUGAUGCCUCCUCCAAGCUUUGGGAUAUUCGCGAUGGAAUGUGCAGGCAGUCUUUCACAGGGCAUGUGUCUGAUAUUAACGCAGUUUGUUUCUUCCCCAAUGGACAUGCAUUUGCGACUGGUUCUGAUGACGCCACUUGUCGACUCUUUGACCUGCGUGCAGAUCAGGAGUUAAUGAUGUACUCCCAUGACAAUAUCAUCUGUGGAAUCACUUCUGUAGCCUUCUCAAAAAGUGGUCGUCUCUUGCUAGCCGGCUAUGAUGACUUCAACUGCAAUGUGUGGGAUACUCUGAAGGGGGAAAGAGCAGGUGUCCUUGCAGGCCAUGACAACCGUGUCAGCUGUUUAGGUGUUACUGAUGAUGGCAUGGCUGUAGCUACAGGGUCUUGGGACAGUUUUCUCAGAAUCUGGAAUUAACUGGGAGACAAACAUGUACAUUCUCCAUUGAGAUCUGGAGAGAUCAAUGCUGCAGCCUAUAGCUGUGAAAUAACAUUUCUACCUUGUAUUUGCAGGUGAAGUUUUUCUAUUCACUGAUUAUUACACAAAAAGGCUUUCUGUAAACUAGAAAAAAAUCAAGUGAAGAAAUAGGGGUGGGGGUGGAGAAAUCACUGACUUUUAAAAAGGGGCCAGGCCAGCACACAUAAUCAUGGUGACUGAGAAACUAAGAGCCAGUCUUUUUUGUUUUUGGUGGUUUGGUUAGAUUGUCCUCGAGGGAUUUCUGCUUGUGCUCAAAGUCUGCUAAUUCUGUACUUUUUUUGUACAUAACAGAAUAUACACAUUAUAGCAGCCAAUCAUGUAACAUUUGUCUGUAUGUAAAGAAAUAUGUUUGCAUUUUUUAAGGAACUACAUUUAUAGCUUUGCAUUUAACCUGAGAUGUCACUUCUGAGUUCUGUAGUGGAUGAACUAGAUUGCUGUUUUAAACGCUUUUGUGAAUUUACUGUAGAUAAAGUGAAGCCAAUGGUAUGUAUGUGUUUUUAUAAUGGAAGGCAUUUGAAUUACUUACCUUUUUUUUUUUUUUUUUUUUUUAAAAAGGCCCUGAUGACCGUGGUAAUACCUAGCGCCUUACUUAUUCACUUCUAGACCUAUUUGUCUAUUUAAGCAUGGGGAUUACUCCUUCCAGCCAGUGGUUCCUGGUUCAUCCAUCAGCAGCCAUGGCCUCCAAGCACCAAGAGAAUGUUAAUGCCAUUAGGUACAUAUAUAUGUAAUAUAAAAAAAUAAGGUUUUAACACGCUGGCAUCAGAAGAACAGAGUACAUAAGUCAAGUAACACAUUACUGUCACUAAGUGGGUGAGUGCUUUUUCCUUUUGACAGUGGAGUUGUAAAUGAGAGGAUUCUGAUCCACUGCAAACUCCAGCUGCCAUGCGCUAGCAAGGUGAUAUUCUAGCAUGGAGUUGACUGAAUAAAUUGUGUACACUUUUACCAUUUCUUCAAAGUUGCUGUUCAACUACUACAGCAAAUGAAGAGAUUUAAGAGGGUUUCUCUAUGAAGGCUUCCUACGGAUGGCUUAGGAAGUACAGUGAAUCCCUUACUAGAACUGCAAAGUUAGAGGUUCACCCUAACAUUUCACAAAAGAACAUGCUUGUCUUGUGUAAUGGUUGAAGUGACCAUGUUACCUACAAUGAACAAUAACCUUUUUGAUAAUAUCUAUGAUCCCUCUAAAAACGUUGCACUCUAAAUUUAAAAUCCUGCUAGUUCAUUUACAACCGCAGUGGUCUAUGCUUUGGCAUCUAAUAAGAUGCCAAUCUGCAAACUGACAGUAAAUAGUCAUUUCCUUUUAUAUGCCUGAUCUUAAUAUGAUUCACUUAUAAAAUGGAAGGCACUGAGAGCACUUGAGCUAGUAAGCAUUUUCUUAUUGUGUAGGUAUAUGACCAAUCAUGUGACUCAAACCCAUUUGAAACUACCCAUGAAGAUCACUUAACUCUGGUGCUGGCAGCGUGUCCAUGUUUGUGAUGGAUGUCCCUGGGGGAAUCUGAGUUGGGCAUGAAAGUACCUGAUACUUUCAGGAAAGGGCCAUUCUCUGUUGGCUUCUCGAAAGUGAUUUAUUUUAAAUGUGUGUAUUUAAACAAAUUACCCUAAAGCUGAAAGUUAAUGUUAAUCUGCUGCCCCCACCUGAAGGUGCGAUGUAUCCAAAUGUCCUUGGGUCAGUUUGUGAACAUAAGUGCCCAGCAUUCUGUAAUAUGAAAAGAGAUUGUUGCUGAGACCACUGUUUGUGAAGUUUCUACCACUUGUAAUUCUAAUUUCAGUACUUCCGGACUGUGCCUGUAAAUAUGCCAUGUUUACAACGGUGGAGGUGCCAAUAAAUGUGCCAACUGUAGUAAAUUAAGUAUCCGUUAAAAAGCACAUCCCGUGCUGGAGCAGUAUACACUUACUAAAGGCAGAUUAUGGUGUAGGACCAAAAUCAUGUUAUGCUGUAGAUCACAGAAACUCAUUUGCAUUUUCUUUUCAGCAAGAUUAUUUUGUUUUCUGAUCUGUUUGCAUUAACAGAAUUAUUUAUGGAAUAUUUGUAUCUUUUUCCAAGAGGGCAGCUCUUUGAGGUCAGGCAGAACACUUGAUAUUUUUUAAUGGUGCCUUUGAUUUUUAAACUUGUAGCUGCUUCUGGUUUGAGUGAAUCAUUCUGAAAAUUUGCUAGUAAACUCUUAGAGGAAAAAUUUAAAUUACUAAAUAGUUUCUCAUUAAAGGUGCAUCUUGAAGUGACCUCCUAGUUGCCAGUGUUGUAAAGUGACUUCCCAUACUUGCCAUUAAAUAUCAUAAACUAUUUCCCUUUAUACUGCAGUAUAGAUGUUUGCUGUCUAACUUGUAAGUAAAUCAGGUUUCUAAAAGGGUAACGGGAUGUCAACACCCGAGGAAAUAUUUAACUCCUGGGGCGAAUGUACACCAAAAUAGUGGCUACUGUUGGAGUCCUGGUAUAAGUCUGUUUGGAUUGUUUGCCUUUUUUAAAGCAUGUAUAGUAGUAGGACAUUUAUUACAUCUUAAACUGAGGUCCUAUAAUGGGCCUAUAUGAGCAAUUUCAGUUUUUUUUAAGCAUUGCUUAUGGGUGAAUUUUCAAGAUGGUACACUCAUUAAGAUAGAGGUUAAUUGCAGCUUAAUUUUAAACCAAGCACCAAAUCCCAUCUUCUGCUAUAAGCCACCAUUUGCAGGUUUUACUUGAAAGCUUUCAUCCAGACUCCUGCAUCUCAGAGAAAAGGUCUCCAUGGGUAUUUUUAGACUAAAAGAUCUAUACCUGUAGCUUAAUAUAAGCUCAGAUAUGCAGGUGAACUAGUUUAAUACAGGUAGUGGAUUUUACAGCACAAUGGGGUACACAUUAAACUAUUGUGAAAAGUUUACGACUGCCAAACUGUAGAGCGAUCUUAAUUUCAAAUAUGUUAUGUGGUUACAAAAAUAUUUACGAGAUUUUGGAAUUAGUAAUACUUAGUACUAAAACCAGUUAUGACUAUUGUGCCAAAAAGUUGUAAUUGAUAGGAAAGUAACCUCUUUCCAGGCUUUGUUCUAAUAUUAAAUCAGUGUUUAAAUGUACUUUAAAAGAAAUGGCCUAGCAAAAAUGUAAUGGGUUGAAGCUGUCACUUGGAAACUGGAACUAUGUGCCUCAGAUGAAAUUACAGAUUAAUUCAGGUACAGCUGCUGUCGUCCACUUUUUUUUUAUAAGGCUGAUUAGCUUUAUGGUGAAGGAUACUGAUCAAGCAAACUUCCAGUUUGAACUUGCUCCCAGGUAUACUCAGCCUUUAUCACUUUAUUAGUAAAAAUACUGGGUGAGAUUCUAGAAACCACAAAAAGCUUUGAUAUGGCAUUGUGCUAAUGUACAUUCAUAGAUUCAUAGAUUCAUAGAUGCUAGGACUGGAAGGGACCUCGAGAUCACUUAGUAUGGGUAAUGUGUGUAUCUCCUUUCAACCCUCUGUAGACUCUUUUCCUCCUAAAUGUCAUUACCAUCUGCCUUGCUGAAUGUCACAUAAGUUUCUAACAGAACUGCUGGUCCAGUAGUCCUUUUGGAGUAGAAAAACUCAUUCGAACUGCUUUCUUCUGAGGAGAGAGGUUGACCCUGAUUUGGCAGUGCUGAAUUGACAUACCAGCUAGUCCUUAUGUGCAUACUAUAAUGCAUGGAUUGGAAAUAGAUAACUCUUUAAUUCAGUUAAUGUAACCACUUGUCCCAUCAUGAAGUUCACAUUACUUUAGGGUGAAAUGAUGAUAUUGUGAAAAACAUUCCAAGAGUGCUUAGUCUUUCCUCGUUGAGGACACUGUCACCUCCACUAGAUUUAGUGCUGUGCUUUAAAAUGUUGGUGAGAAUAGGUAUUGGCUAAUUCAAAUAGUUGGUAUGAAAUGGUUGUGUAGCAGAAUGACAGAUUUUGAGAUAGCAUUUCCUGUAAAAGUAAUUAAGCAUGGGUUGAUGGUGCACUUUGUAUACAGUAAUCUGGCAUGCAUGCUGGUAAAACUACUUCCUACACUUCAGAGGCACCACAAGCCUUUUUAUCCAAUUGCUGGUUGUGUAAAAUACAUGCAGAAUGUUAAUGCAGUGUUGUUAUGGUAAAUGUGUGAACAGUGUUAAUAAUUGAUUAUAACUGAUAACAGAUUAAAUGUGCCUGACAUUCUUAUACCACACAGUAUGUUUAGGUUUUGACUAAUAUGGACUUCAGUGGAAUAGUCUUAGAUAUUUCAAGCCUUUGUUUUACUUACACAAUGGUGCUCUAUUUGUUUCUCCUUUUUAAAAAAAAAGCAUCUGAACACUUGUACUACAUAUUACAUCCAAAGGAGUCCAAAACUAAUUUCUUUUAAACAUGCUUGACUCUUAAUUUGGCACUUAACUCUGAUUGCCCAGCAUUUCUCAUCUAAUGGUUUUAAUUUUACUUUCACUUGUUGCUGACUACUUUGAUGGAAAACUUCAGUAAUGUUACCAAUUAUGAAGUGAUUCUGCACUGCCUUUGGAUUGUGUAUGUAUUCAGAAACAGUCUUAAAGCUUUUAUUUAAGCUAAUUCAAAACAAGGACUUGUGCCACUUGUUCUAUAACAGGGCUGUUGUAUAGACUUCCCUGUUGAAAAAAAAUCACUUGCUAUGAACUCUGUUUAUAGCUUCUCCCCCUCCCCCCCAAUGGAUCUUUUCUUUGUAUUUGUACAGUGGCUCAGUGAAAGAUGUUGCCAUGAAUUGAUAUUGUAACCAAUAAACAAGUGCUUUUAACCAGA